Molecule: messenger RNA, 1516 nt
Organism: Dacryopinax primogenitus
Lineage: Eukaryota; Fungi; Basidiomycota; Dacrymycetes; Dacrymycetales; Dacrymycetaceae
Product: Creatinase/aminopeptidase
Exons: 5
Molecular function (GO): manganese ion binding; metalloaminopeptidase activity
Source: RefSeq, a predicted model, not a curated record
AUGGAUUCACACUACCCAGCACAUAAACACGCAAUAAACGUACUCAAUAAUCUCAUCCCUCUACUCUCAAAACAACACAGGUGCAAGCCCCAACUCCUCCUCCUGCGGUCAAAACCUGUCACAUACAGAGACGACACAGACCGCGAACUACCCUAUAGGCAGGAAUCAAAUUUCUACUAUCUAUCAGGCUGUCUAGUGCCUGAUUCAACGUUGGUCGUAUCCUACACUCCUCCCAACGCAACCCCGAACGCAAAUGCAAAUGCAGAGGGAGAGGAAGAGGUGGACGUGGGGGUGCACCCAGAUAGCGUACAGACAACCCUCUUCAUCCCACCCGAGGACCCAAUCGAAGUACUCUGGUCCCCCGCACCUCCCUCUCUAGCCGAAACAGUCCUCUCCCAUCAAGUGACGUCCGUCCUCCCCACUCCUUCCCUCCCUGCCCAGCUCUUCACGCUGCUUCAGUCCAGUCCUGUCCUGCACCUCUUGCCCGAGAGCUCUUUCCCGCUUUUGCCAGGCUCGAUCAGUGGACUGGUGAAGGAGUAUAAGGGUGAGGGGACAAGGAGGGACUGCUUACUCCCGGCGCUGCAUCUUGCGAGGCUUAUAAAGGAUGAGCACGAGAUCGAGCUCAUAAGACGGGCUAAUGCGAUCUCUAGCCGAGCGCAUGAACUCGUUAUGCGUCUCUUGGGGGAGCAUGCGCACCGGGCACGCACGCGCACGCGCACGCGGGAAGGGGAGGGGGAGGAGGGGGAAGGGGGGAAAGUGGAGAUGCCGGGAGAAUGGAGGAUCGAGAGUGAGCAAGAGGCUGAAGCUGUGUUUGUAGCUGCUUGUCGGAGGGAGGGAGCAAAACAUCAAGCUUACCUACCGAUCGUCGCCUCCUCCACCAGAGCCUCAACCCUCCACUACUGCUGUAACGACAAGUCCUUUGCCUGGGGUCCGCUUCCCUCUCCCUCCCACCCUCACUCUCACUCUCACUCGGCGCUAGGGGGACUGGGAAGUCUCCUACAUGGGGACGGGAACGGGAACGGGAAGGAGGAAGGACUCCAAGCCCAGGUGUUGCUCAUCGAUGCUGGCUGUGAAUGGGACUGUUACGCAAGUGACAUAACGCGUGUUACGCCCAUCGGGAACAACGGCCAUUUCUCCCCUCAAGCAAGGGACAUCUACCUCACAGUCCUUCACAUGCAAACCACUGCUAUCUCCCUCCUCCGUCCAGGCUUGCACUGGGACGUGGUCCAGCUCUCCAUGCACCGGAUCCUAGUCCAGUCGUUCCUCAAGCUAGGGAUAUUUAGGGGGGAGGAAGAUGAGGUGCUGAAGUCUGGAGUGAGCGCCGCUUUCUUUCCGCAUGGGGUGGGCCAUUCUUUGGGGUUGGACGUGCAUGAUGUCCCUUCUGCGAGUAAGCCUGAGAGGCCGGAGGGGGACAGGCCCGGGGAGAAGGGGGAAGGGGAGAAAGGGGGGGAGGGGGGGGAGAACCCAGAGUUUUAUACUUGGUUAAGGUUGAGACUGCCUUUGAGAAAGGGGAUGG